GACGCACCUUAACGUAUACUCGUGGAGUGAGCAGCGACUUCUGCAGCGCAUAGACCUGGGUUUGGAGGGCGUGAUGCCCCUGGAAGUGCGGUUCCUGCACGACCCGCUCUCCACGCAGGGCUUCGUCGGCUGCGCCCUCUACGCCAACGUCUUCAGGUUUUACCGCAAGGACGACGGGACGUGGGCAGCGCACAAGGUGAUCAGCAUCCCCCCUAAGAAAGUGGAAGGCUGGGCAUUGCCUGAAAUGCCAGGUGUGAUGACAGACAUCCUCAUCUCCCUGGACGACCGCUUCCUGUACUUCAGCAACUGGGCCCACGGGGACGUCCGCCAGUACGACAUCACGGACCCCGAACACCCCAAACUCGUGGGCCAGAUCUUCCUCGGGGGCUCCAUAGUCAAAGGGGGUCCCGUCAAGGUGGUGCACGACGUCGAGCUCAAGGAACAGCCCGACCCCGUGUACAUCCAGGGCCGUAAGCUGGAAGGAAGCCCACAGAUGCUCCAGCUUUCCUUGGAUGGGAAGCGUCUGUACGUGACAGACUCCCUCUUCUCUCCCUGGGAUCGGCAGUUCUACCCAGAGACCGUGGCGAAGGGCUCAGUCAUGCUGCAGAUGGACGUGGACACCGUCAACGGGGGACUGACCCUCAACAAAGACUUCCUGGUGGACUUUGGGAAGGAACCGGAAGGCCCUUCUCUCGCCCACGAGAUCAGGUACCCCGGAGGCGACUGCACCUCGGACAUCUGGCUGCCCGCUGGUUCCUCCGAGUGCCCUCAUCGCGCAUCUGGCAAGUGCGCAGAAGCCAAAAUGCCCGCGAAGAUUUAACUUCCCAGCUUCUCGUCCCGCCCGGAUUUUAAUAUGAAUACUGCACAAUGUGUAGUCUGGUAUAUGUAAACAACUGGUGCUGUGGUUAUGGUUUUGGGUGUGCUUUAUAAUAUAUAUCCUGUAAAUGCUUUGAUUCUUAUUUAACCGAUUUCCCUCCCUUGUGCAUCUCUACAUUUCCACAUAACUGGAGUAUAUCUGUAUUUACAAACACACACACACACACACACGCACACACGGAAUUCGUCAUAGUUGACAGUUCCGGCAAUACCAAGGAAUUGAUUGGAAAUGGAAUUAUCUAAUAAAGUGAAGCAUAAAAGAGGAAAAUCAUGAAGGUUAAAGUGCAAGAAAAUAACAGGAACAAAGAAGGGAAGGACAAGAAAACACACGAAUAUGCCAAAGACUUUUUCGCUAAAGCUUCGUCAGGGCAUGAUAAACAAUACCCUGACGAAGCAUUAGCGAAAAGGCCUUCGGCAUAUUCGUGUUUUCUUUUCCUUCCCUUCGUUGUUCCUGUUGCAAUCUGUUCAUCAUGAAUUCCACACAAGAAGAUAACAGAAAGAUACUGGUAGAAUGGUGGUACGUGCCUGGAUCCAGUCUCACGCUUGUUUUUUGUUAUGGUUAUAGUAAUGAUUAUUGAUUUAUGAUUAGUAGGAAAAGAGAGGGUGUAGUUAACCAUAGAUAUGAUUCACAUAAGCUGUGGAUAGCAUUCCUUCUUUUCAUUCUUGUAAUGUGUGUUACUAAUAUUUACAUUGUGAUAUGCCGCUUGUUUGUUAUUUGUUCAUAGAAUAAAAAGUUUGUGGUUAA
Molecule: messenger RNA, 1621 nt
Organism: Penaeus vannamei (Pacific white shrimp)
Lineage: Eukaryota; Metazoa; Arthropoda; Malacostraca; Decapoda; Penaeidae
Source: RefSeq, a predicted model, not a curated record